Miscanthus lutarioriparius is the source of this 243-nucleotide messenger RNA. Lineage: Eukaryota; Viridiplantae; Streptophyta; Magnoliopsida; Poales; Poaceae. The record is from the annotation of a GenBank genome assembly.
AUGUGGGAGAAGAAGACUGGCAGGACCUUGCAGAAGGAGCACGUCCCAGAGGAGGACAUUCUGAAGUGGAUCAAAGAAGCGGCGUUCCCUCUCAACAUACUGCUGAGCCUGGGGCUCUCCACCUUCGUCAGGGGCGAGCAGGCCAACUUCGACAUCGACCCGGCGGUUGGCGUGGAGGCCACCCAGCUUUACCCUGACGUCGCCUACACAACCGUCGAUGAGUACCUCAACCGCCUUAUUUAA